Molecule: messenger RNA, 4949 nt
Organism: Aphidius gifuensis
Lineage: Eukaryota; Metazoa; Arthropoda; Insecta; Hymenoptera; Braconidae
Gene: Hecw
Product: E3 ubiquitin-protein ligase HECW2
Exons: 3
Coding region: 332-3967 (1211 amino acids)
Biological process (GO): regulation of dendrite morphogenesis
Molecular function (GO): protein binding; ubiquitin-protein transferase activity
Source: RefSeq, a predicted model, not a curated record
CAUCCUUCUGAGUUCUGUCAAAUGUCUAUGAUCAGUUUUUUGUGUACAUCCGCUAUCAAUAAAAAAAAAAAAAUAUAUAGGUAUAUAUUCACAUCCUAAUAAGGAGUCAUCGAUAAAAAUAUGACGAGGAAAUGUAUAUUUGUGACAAGUGACAAAGGUUAUUAUGGAUAUACCUAUAAUAUAAAUUGUUAAAUAAAAUUAAUAUAUAAAUAAUUGAUAAAACAAGAAAAGUACAAUGAUUGUGAUGAAGGAAUAUCUCCGCCAAAUUGGAGCCGGGCCAAGUCUCGGUUAGAUUAAGUAAAAGAAAAAAAAAAAGAAAACGUUCCAUGAAAUGGAAAUGAGCUCAAAUGAGGAUUAUUGUGAUCAAGGUACAGGAACAUCAGAAAAUGAAGCAAAUAUGGUGCUUAAUAAUACAAACGAUACAAGUGAAAAUGAGUUAUUAAAUUUUAAAACGUUAACAUUGACAGAGGCAUCAACAAGCUUUCUAACAAAUAACAAGUUAACUGAAUCUAAUGAAAAUAAUUCAGAAUUAAAAAGUGAAUCAUCAACUCAAAUGUCAACUGAUGAAAUUGACAGUUGUUCAAUAAAUCCCAAUAAUAAUAUUCAUGAAAAUGGUGAAUGUGAUUACAAAGAUUUACCAUUAUCAUCAUCGUCAUCGUCAUCAUCAUCUCGCCAAGAAAAUAAUCAAAAUGGCCUUGUUGAAAAUUCAUCAAUAGAAUUAUUAAACUCUACUGAUAAUAUUGAUAAAAAUGAUUCAAUAAAAAAUUUAAAUAUAAAAAAUAAUAUAAUGCAAGAUUCACUAGAUAAUUUGGAAGUAUCACCAAGUUAUUCACAAUCAUUUUCAUGUGCUAAAGAACCACGUAAAAAUAUGAUUAGAAAAAAGGAAUUUAUUAAAAAUAAUAAAACAUUAAACAGUGUUGAUUCAUCUAUAAAUAAAUCAAUUCAAUAUAAUUGUAAUGUUCAUUGUUCAAUAGAUGAACCAUGUGGUGAGUAUGAUGAAGCAUGUAGUUCACAACAAAAAUCAACAAGUAUGACUGAUGAUGAGGCAAUUGCAUCAACAUCAAACAAUGAAGAUGAUAGAAUAACAAUUGAUCCAAAUAAACCAUUUAAACUUCCAAGUUUAGUUAAUUUAUUUGAAGCUGCUGAGGCACAAAGAAUUGAGCUUGAGGCAAAUACAACAGCAUCAACGUCAUCAGAUAUUUUAAGUGCAAAUAAUCAUGGUAUUGAUGAUGGUAGUAGUGAUGAAAGUAAUUCAGAUGAUACACAACGUAUGAUAAAUAUACAUCGUCAAUUAUCAACUAAAAAACGUUUAAGAAAUACAAAUGGCUUAACAACACAAGAUCGUCCAGAAUAUUAUCAGCUGUGGCGUAGUACAGGUGGACAAUCAACAUCUGAUUCAGUUUAUGAUACACACUAUACAAAUCCACCACCACCACCACUACCACCAAGAGCAAUUCAUAAACCACUUCAUCGUAGUAAUGCACUACCAUCAGCACUUCCAGAAUUACCACGUAAACAUUUAAAUAAAAAUACAACACCAUGUCGUCCAGAGGAUUGUUUUGGUUUUGAAAUUGUUGAUGUUGAUGAAGCUGCUGGUUUAAAAGCACGUACCGCUGUUACAAAAAGUAUUGCAUUAUUAAGUUCACCACGUCCACAUCGUCCAUUAAUGCGACCAACUGGAAUUGAUAUUAGUCAAGGUGAAUGUCCACCAACACCAACACAUCGUCCAAAACCAUUGAGACCAUUACCAAUGUGUUCAUCUGGUAAUGGUUCAUCAUCAUUAACAUCUGAUGAACCAUUACCACCAUCAUGGGAAGCUAGAAUUGACAGUCAUGGUAGAGUUUUUUAUAUAGAUCAUGUUAAUCGUACAACAACAUGGCAAAGACCUGGGCAAACAACAAGAAAUACUGGCUGUGAAAUACGUCGUCAACAAUUAGAUAGACGUUAUCAAAGUGUACGGCGAACAAUAUCAAGACCUGAUAAUAUUGAUAGAGAAAUUGCAUCAUCAUCAUCAACAUCAAAUUCAAAUAAUCAACAACAAACUGAUAAUAAUAAUACAAGAUUAACAAAUAAUGAAAAUGAACAAUUUGAUAUAUCAACAAUACCACCAGUAUUAUUUUUAUUACGACCAGAUUUUUUUACAUUACUUCAUACAAAUAGUGAAGCAAUUGAAUUAUACAAUAGAAAUCCAAGUUUAAAACACAUGAUUAGUAGAAUACGUAGAGAUCCAGUUAUAUUUCCAAGAUACGAGCAUAAUCGUGAUUUAGUUGCAUUAAUAAAUUAUUUUUCAGAUACAACAAAAGAAUUACCACGUGGUUAUGAAUCAAAACUUGAUAGAACUGGUAAAAGAUUUUUUAUAAGUCAUGCAAGAAAAGCAACAUCAUUUAUUGAUCCAAGAUUACCAACAGAAGCAUUACAUCCACGUUGUGGUUUAACAUUAACUGAUGAAGCACCAAUACCACCUCCAAGAGCUCAACAAUCUGGUGUUACAACAACACCAGAUAUACCAGUUGCAUAUAAUGACAAAGUUGUUGCAUUUUUACGUCAACCAAAUAUUAUUGAUAUAUUAAAAGAACGUCAUUCAGCAUUAGGACAAAAUAUUGGAUUACGUGAAAAAAUUAAUACAAUUAGAGUUGAGGGAACAGUCGCAUUACAAAGAUUAGGACAUGAUGUACCAUUGGCAUUGUUACUUAGUUUAUUUGAACAAGAAAUAAUGUCAUAUGUACCAGGUAAUAUUGGACGUUCACCAAUUGGUAGUCCACAUGCAUCACCAGGUUUAACACGAGCAUCAGCACGUACACCAGCACCAUAUCGUCGUGAUUUUGAAGCAAAAUUACGUACAUUUUAUCGUAAACUUGAGAGUAAAGGAUUUGGUCAAGGACCAGGUAAAUUAAAACUUCAUAUUAGACGUGAUAAUUUACUUGAAGAUGCAUUUACGAGAAUAAUGGCUGCAUCAAAAAAAGAUUUACAAAAAGGUAAACUUGUUAUUAUAUUUGAUCAUGAAGAAGGACUUGAUUAUGGUGGUCCAUCAAGAGAAUUUUUUUUUCAUUUAUCAAGAGAAUUAUUUAAUCCGUAUUAUGGAUUAUUUGAAUAUUCAGCAAAUGAUACAUAUACUGUACAAGUAUCACCAAUGUCAGCAUUUGUUGAUAAUUAUCAUGAUUGGUUUAGAUUUUCAGGACGUGUUUUAGGACUUGCAUUGGUACAUCAAUAUUUACUUGAUGCAUUUUUUACAAGACCAUUUUAUAAAGCAUUAUUACGUUUAUCAGCAAGUUUAAGUGAUUUAGAAAGUUUAGAUCAAGAAUUUCAUCAAAGUUUAAUGUGGAUUAAAGAAAGAGAUAUUAGUAUUGAACCACUUGAAUUAACAUUUUCAGUAACUGAAGAACUACUUGGUCGUGUUGCUGAAAGAGAAUUAAAACCAGGUGGUAGAAAUAUUAUGGUUACAGAAAAAAAUAAAAAAGAAUAUUUAGAAAGAGUUGUUAGAUGGAGAUUAGAACGUGGUGUAUCAGAACAAACUGAAUCACUUGUUAGAGGUUUUUAUGAGGUUGUUGAUCCAAGACUUGUUUCUGUAUUUGAUGCUAGAGAAUUAGAGCUUGUUAUUGCUGGUGCUGCUGAAAUUGAUUUAAAUGAUUGGCGUGCACAUUCUGAAUAUAGAAGUGGUUAUCAUGAUGGACAUCCUGUUGUUGAAUGGUUUUGGAGUAGCAUUAGUCGAUUUACAAAUGAACAAAGACUUAGACUAUUACAAUUUGUAACUGGUACAUCGAGUAUUCCUUAUGAGGGAUUUUCAGCAUUACGAGGAUCAACUGGACCACGUAAAUUUUGUAUUGAAAAAUGGGGUAGACCAAACAGUUUACCAAGAGCACAUACGUGUUUUAACAGACUAGAUCUACCACCGUAUCCAACACCUGAAAUUUUAUAUGAGAAGUUAUUAUUGGCUGUCGAGGAAACCAACACAUUUGGUAUAGAGUAGAACAAAAAAAAAAAUUAAGGUUUGAAAUUAUUUUUAAAAAUAGGUGAUAUUGAAUUUUAUCGGUGGAUUUGAUAAAUCAUUUUUUAGUAUUUAAUACAUGUAAAUAUAUAUAAAAACAGAUCAAAAAAAAAAAUAUUUAUUUAAUUUGAUUUAAUAUUUAAUAAUAAUUCAGUCGUUAAACAUAAUUUGAUUAACUAGAUAAAUAAUUUUAAUUUAUUAAAUAAUAAUAAAUUUAAAACAAAUUGCAAGCUUUUAUAUAAUAUUACUUUUUUUUGCUAAUUUGCAUACUAUUUAAUUUUUGAUUAAAUAAAUAGCAAAUUAGGUAAAUUAAAAACGGGUUGCUGCUUAUGCAAAGCUUCAUUAUUUGCUCACAACGUGCAUCGAUGUUGAUACAAUAAUAAUAAUAAUAGUAAUAAUAAUAAUAAUAACAACAAUUAAAACCAAGUCAUAGAAAUUUAAUUAAAUUAAAAAUAAAAUAAUUGUCAGAAUAAAAUAACAUUAAUAGAAAGAUAUUAAAUUUUAAAAAUAACAAAUUGUGAGGUACUCCAAAGUGUUCCAUCCAAUUAUUGGACCACUGUUUAAAUAAAAAAAAAAAAUUACAAUACUACGCUUUGCUGUAUUCAAGUAAAAAAAAUUUUAAAUAAACAUAAACAACGAAUAAAAAAAAUAGAUUAAAAAAAAAAGCUAAUAAGUAGGAAAUAUUUAAACAAACAAAAGUUUAGAUUAAUAUAUACUGCCACAUUUAAUAUGAUAAUUAUUAUUGAUGUGUUGAAAAGCUUUUUAGAUUUUUUUUUUUCAUUUAAUGUUUUAAUUUUUUUUUUUACACAAGUAUUUACAUAGCUAAGCACUUUAAUGCUAUUUAUAAAAAUUUAAAAUGUGAGACGAAAAACGAACAAUUUUUUUUUUGUUUGUUAUUCUUUUAAAGAGCUUUUUGAAGCACAAUUAGUGAUUUUACAUGAGGUGUUUGAGACUUAAUAUGUGC